UGGGCGUUUGGCGGACUGUGGGUGUUACGUUCGUUACCGGAGGUGCGCGGCCGAGGCGUCACGCCAUGUUUUAGGAAAAGCAAGCAUACUAGUAUCUUUCAGGAUUUUUGUCAAGAAAAGGGACGCCUCCGAGUUUGGAAAUUAGGAGAAAAUGGAGUCCGCCUAGACCGAAAGACAAGACUCUGACCCUGGGGAAUUGAAGGGCCCUCCAAUGGGCUUCCGCAGGCCGGGGAUGGAGGGAUUGCCGCUUCUCUGUGCUCUUCCCGCUCCCGCCGUCGGGCAAGGGCCUGGGCCCCGCGACACCGUGACUCAGCCAGCCAGACCCGUUGCUGCCGAGGAUUAGCCAGUUACUGGCAAACAGCUGGGACACAAAACAGUUUGCUAAGUGAAUGAAUGAAAGACCCAAUCAAGCUACGUCUCUUCAAUGCUGCACAACACAGCAGAUAUCCAGAUCAGAUAUAAGUUGAAAAACCAUAGGUUUCUACCUGGAGGGUUCAGCUCUCCACAUAACUCCUGAGAGACCCUGGACAUGCCAGGGUACAUUGUGGAGUGGUUGCAUCCAGAAGAGGGGGAGGAAGGCCCAAACACUAAGUAAUCCAGGCUUGGAUUGGAAAACAAGGUUGAAGUUACUCAUUAGCAGGUGAAAGGGGUCAAGGGUCGAGGCAAGGGGGCUGGAAGCAGAGUGGACUGAACAGCCAGCUGGGGAGACAGAAGUUAAGGCACCAGUCACCCCACACAGAGCACCAGCUCCCUCCUGCUGAAGAUGUUCCACCAAAUUUGGGCAGCUCUGCUCUACUUCUAUGGCAUUCUCCUUAACUCCAUCUACCAGUGCCCUGAGCACAGUCAACUGACAACUCUGGGAGUGGAUGGAAAAGAGUUCCCAGAGCCCCACCUGGGCCGGUGGUACUUUAUCGCAGGGGCUGCUCCCACCAAGGAGGAGUUGGUGACUUUUGACUCUGUGGACAACAUUGUCUUCAACAUGGCUGCUGGUUCUGCUCCGAUGCAGCUCCAGCUUCACGCUACCAUCCGCACGAAAAAUGGGCUCUGUGUGCCCCGGAAAUGGAUCUACCACCUGACUGAAGGGAGCACAGAUCUCAGAACCGAAGGCCGCCCUGACAUGAAGACCAAGCUCUUCUCCAGCUCAUGCCCAGGUGGAAUCAUGCUGAAGGAGACAGGCCAAGGCUACCAGCGCUUUCUCCUCUACAACCGUUCACCACACCCUCCCGAGAAAUGUGUAGAGGAAUUCCAGUCCCUGACCUCCUGCCUGGACUCCAAAGCCUUCUUACUGACUCCCAGGAAUCAAGAGGCCUGCAAACUGUACAGUAACUGACCUGUCACUUCAUCUGUGCCCCCAGAUGGAUACAGUGGGAGCUGAGUUGUUGAGAGGGGGAGAAGCUGGAGACUUCUGACUCCCUUUCAAGAAUAAUAAAGAUGAUUUUU
Messenger RNA from Cynocephalus volans (Philippine flying lemur), 1440 nucleotides. It is a transcript of the gene APOM, whose product is annotated as apolipoprotein M. The coding region runs from base 764 to 1330 and encodes 188 amino acids. The record is from RefSeq and is a predicted model, not a curated record. Gene Ontology annotation, cellular component: low-density lipoprotein particle; very-low-density lipoprotein particle; high-density lipoprotein particle. Gene Ontology annotation, biological process: cholesterol efflux; high-density lipoprotein particle assembly; high-density lipoprotein particle clearance. Gene Ontology annotation, molecular function: phospholipid binding; lipid carrier activity. Lineage: Eukaryota; Metazoa; Chordata; Mammalia; Dermoptera; Cynocephalidae. The transcript is spliced from 7 exons.